GUGGGGGACACCUGAACGAAGACUGCAGCGUGGGAGCACGCGGCGGCCUCCUCGUGCAGGCCGCAGCAUCCGACACCCGCGGAAUGAAUAAAAGAUGCGGGAUCGGAUGGAGGAGCGCGCGCGCACGGGCGAGGGUGGGGGAGGGGGGGGUUAUAAACAUCUGAAUGACGGAAAAAAACGUUUAGAAAAAAAAUAUUUUCAUUCAAAUGUUCGUUUGGCAUCAUUUCCGGUAGUCAGCUGAUCUCAUGUUUUUGGAGAAGACCCCCCAGGAGGACCCCCUCCCCCCAGGAGGACCCCCUCCCCGCAGGUCAUCAGCUCCUCCGCUGCUGCGGUCCUGGUUUCAGGACUUCCCUCCGUCUGUUGUCGGGUUUGGUUCCAGAAACAUGAACAUUGGGGGCGUGGUCUUCCCGCUGGUGCAGCAGUCCCGGGACGAGGACUCGGUGGUCUAUCACGGCCAGUACGACACCGAGGGCGUCCCGCACACCAAGAGCGGAGACCGGCAGCCGGUCCAGGUCAGCAUCGAGUUCAACAAGGCGGGAACGUUCGAGACGGUCUGGCAGGCCAAGUACUACAACUACUACAAGAGGGAGCACUGCCAGUUCGGGAACAAGUUCAGCAACAUCGAGUACGAGUGCAAACCCAACGAGACCCGGACCCUGAUGUGGAUCAACAAGGAGGUCUUCAACUGAACCGGCCCACCAGAGGACCCUCGUGCUCGGUUCUGGAGGGACACAGGUGUCGCUCAUGCUGGUCUUUGGUCUGAAGCUGCUUCUGAAACUGGACUUAAGUUCUUCAUUUCCUCAGAGCUCCAACGCUCUCCUCUGAUUGGCCGGUGCAGGUUCAGCUCUGGAGGUAACCUCGGAGUCGGUCAGAAGAUCAGAGAGCCCCGCCCCCUUACCUGAAGCUCUCCUCAUGCACACAGAAUCUCUUCUGCUCCAUCUGUGGUUCCGUUUUCUUCUCAACGUUCAGUAGAACCCAAACGUCUUCAGGGCUUCUCUGCCCAGUUUGGACUGACCUUCAACGUCCCACCUGAGAAGGUUCUGCUGCUGACACCGGUCCAUCCAUGAUGGUCCGACAGAACCUCUGAACCCACAUGGAGAUGAACGGAAACGGUUUCCAGACCCGACGGAGCUUCCUCUCCACCUGAACCCGAUUUUUGUGAAGAAUUCCCAUCAAGAACCGUGAGGAGAUCCGGCGGACUGAAGACCAGGAUGGAGGACACCUGACCCAGGAGUUUCUGCUGAAGCUCAGAGACGGUUCCUGAAGAAAUCCUGAAUUCAGAUUCAAGUUUGUGAUGUUUGAGGUUUUCUGUUGUCUGUGAGACGGGGACUAUUUUCUGCAGCGGAGGAAUCCACUGGUGCUUUCUGAAGACGUUUGGUUUGUUGGCGUCGCUGCUGCAGUUUGAUGUUUUCAUGACUGGAAUCUUUUGCCAAAAAUGUUCUGAUGUGGAGAUGUUUGUGGUUGAAGUGGUCCUCUCACCUGUUGGUGUUUUCAUGAAUAAACCCGUACAUGAA
Molecule: messenger RNA, 1514 nt
Organism: Oryzias melastigma (Indian medaka)
Lineage: Eukaryota; Metazoa; Chordata; Actinopteri; Beloniformes; Adrianichthyidae
Gene: cnrip1a
Product: cannabinoid receptor interacting protein 1a
Exons: 3
Coding region: 246-689 (147 amino acids)
Biological process (GO): negative regulation of signaling receptor activity
Cellular component (GO): plasma membrane
Molecular function (GO): type 1 cannabinoid receptor binding
Source: RefSeq, a predicted model, not a curated record